CCGCACCAUCGACGAAGAGGGAGACAUUGUUUUUUACAGCCGAGAAGCGGAACUAUCACUUUUUGUUGUAGGAAUUCAUUGAUAAAGCAACAAGAAGAAAACAUUGAUCACCAACAAUGUCGAGCGGAAUAGCUAGAGGCCGCCUGGUCGAAGAGCGGAAGGCUUGGAGGAGGGAUCACCCUUUUGGAUUUUAUGCGCGUCCAACGAGCAAAGGUGAUGGGAGCUCGGACAUUAUGAAAUGGGAGGCGGGCAUCCCAGGAAAGGAAGGAACUGAUUGGGAAAACGGUGUCUUCAAGGUCUCGAUGGAAUUCAGCGAAGACUAUCCGUCGAAACCACCAAAAUGUGAGUCUUUGCUUAAUACUGUUGCCAGAGCGAUUCGCUGAGAGGCCUUGUUUUCAAUAUUUUUCGUAGUGCUUCGUUUUACCCUAAAAUUUUCGUGUCAACCUUUCUCAUCUAUUCCCCUCUGUUUUUUUGUCUACGUCUUACUUGAUCUCGUAGGCAAAUUUGUUCCUCCCUUAUUCCAUCCUAAUGUGUAUCCAUCGGGAACGAUUUGUCUGUCUAUUCUGAACGAAGAAGAGGGUUGGCGUCCUGCCAUUACUCUAAAACAGGUUCUGAUUGGAAUCCAGGAUUUACUUGAUGAUCCGAAUCCCAACAGUCCGGCUCAAUCCGAAGCAUACCAGCUUUUCAUUCAUAACAAAACUGAAUAUAAAAGAAGAGUCCAAGCCGAGGCUAGAAAAAACACCCCUUGAACUAGGUGCAUCGAAAAAAACGUAUUGGUUUUCAGUAACUAGGGACUGAGACCAUCAACGGUUCAUUGUAUUUGUUUGAAUGUGAUAAAGAAUGAGGCGCCAAAGGAUCGCUUUUUUCGGGGAUUUUGAUUGAAGAAUUGUUCGGUAUUAGACCAAUGUUCUUGACGACGAAGACGAUAAAAAUUAAUCUGUGGAAUUUCAAACGACACACCAGAAGUUGGUGGUCGUAUGAAUGAUGCCCUUCCUGAUCAUUGGGCCAUUUAAGAACUGAUUAAAGUCAACUGUCGUUUAUAUCUAGGAAAGGAAUAUACGCUACUGCAGCUGUAGACAAAUCAAUGCUUUUCUUUUUGUGGCUCUCCGACUUCUCAUUGCGUAACGACGAAUUCUUUCCGUCUGGUCACCAUACAUGAUAUCGAAAUAAAGGUAACGAUUUGUUUUUCAGUUCGAUAUUGUUAGAGGCAACCAAGAGGAUGGACAUUUUAUUGGAACGCGCCAUCUUUUUCUAUUUGGGAAAGAGAUGGUUGCUUCUUCCUCAGUGUUCACCUUGUUCCUUUUUCAGAGAAACCCAACUCCGAGGUGUUCCCUUUUCAAAUCUGUUUUAUGUGGCAGAGAGAGCUGUUAUAUUUUCUUUCAAUUUGAUCAAUUUGGUGCUUUUGAGAAAACAGCAAUGCAGCUUUCCUGGAAAAUAAAUAGUUUGUAUCGCAUGGCAUGCUUUUAAAACUGGGCUCUCCGAUGCACAACACUCUACUCUAUGAUUGCUACUGUUAAGAGCUCAUUACUUGUUCCGACAUAGGAAAUUCUGAAUUUAUUGUACCAAAUAUCUAUGUAUUGUUAAUGCAGCCUCCGCAUUGGUUACUGCUCUCUCUACCAUUCAAGACUAGAGGACCUUUUCGCUGAUGUUUUCAUAAAAAAUCGCAAAGCGCAAAAAAUGGCUUUGUCUACUACACCGCCCGGUCCUGUCUUACGCCUAUUUUUGUAGCACAAUCACAUUUUGGCACAUCAAGACGCAAUCAUGCACCAUAAAUUCGCAAUCACACCCGAGAGAAGGUUUAUUCGGAUUCCAAACCCAUAGCCUUCAGCAUCGUGGCACCCAACUGGGCCGGAGAUCUCGAUAUGUGCACACCAGCGGCUUCCAACGCCUCAAACUUAGCCGCGGCUGUUCCUUUUCCUCCUGCUACAAUAGCCCCAGCAUGACCCAUUCGACGUCCCGGUGGAGCAGUGGUUCCAGCAAUGAACCCAACCACUGGCUUAUUCGGGUCACCAUAUUCCUUCAACCACUCGGCGGCCUCUUCCUCGGCACUUCCACCAAUUUCACCAAUCAUGAUGAUCCCUUCUGUCUGGGGAUCGUUUGUGAAGCGUUCCAAGCAGUCGAUAAAGUUGGUUCCAUUGAAUGGAUCUCCACCGAUACCAACACAUGUGGAUUGUCCAAGCCCAGCCACGGUCGUUUGGUGAACCGCUUCGUAUGUUAGUGUUCCACUUCUAGAGACAACUCCGAUCUUUCCAGGCGUGUGAAUAUAUCCAGGCAUGAUUCCAAUCUUGCAUUCGCCUGGUUUGAUGAUUCCAGGGCAGUUCGGACCAAUCAAUCUCGUUGCCGACUGCUGUCGAAGGGCGUAUUUUACUUUUGCCAUAUCUUGCUGAGGGACACCUUCGGUGAUAGCCACAACUAGGGGGAUCUCGGCUUCGAUUGCAUCCAUAAUAGCAGCGGCACAGAACGGGGGGGGAACGUAAAUGACAGAUGCGUCUGGUUGUACGGCGUCCUUUGCUUCCAUGACGGUGUUGAAAACGGGAAGGCCGAGAUGCUCUUGCCCGCCCUUCUUUGGCGUUACUCCACCCACCAUGUUCGUCCCAUAUUCAAUUGCUUGCGUGGAAUGGAAUGUCCCCUGAAAUGUAGUAGAACAAGACACGGAAACGAUACCGGGCGAUUUUUAGCGUAGAAACCAAAGAAAUGAAAAGUAAUGAG
Molecule: messenger RNA, 2709 nt
Organism: Pseudo-nitzschia multistriata
Lineage: Eukaryota; Bacillariophyta; Bacillariophyceae; Bacillariales; Bacillariaceae
Source: the annotation of a GenBank genome assembly